Messenger RNA from Drosophila biarmipes, 1614 nucleotides. RefSeq names its product probable serine hydrolase. The transcript has 2 exons. The record is from RefSeq and is a predicted model, not a curated record. Bases 346 to 1368 code for a protein of 340 amino acids. NCBI's taxonomy places the organism in Eukaryota, Metazoa, Arthropoda, Insecta, Diptera, Drosophilidae.
AUUGGAACUGUGUGGGGUGUCGUAAACAGUAAUUGGAGCCCGUUAUCGGGUUAAAUACAUGGAUUUCCAUGAGAAUCCACCGAUCAAACACGUUUCAGUUAGUCAAUUGCUUUCAUUUAUUCUACCUUUGAACGGAAUUGCAUUCUUAUCGCCUUGGACUCUCCGAACUGAUAAGAUUCCCGUAAAUGCGGAAUCAAAGUCAAUGUCUACUCGGAGCCAUCAGCUACCGGUGGAAUGUUGUCUCGGUCAAGUGCUCACGGUAGCAAAAAAAUAGCACUUAAAGUGACCGACAAAAGUGCUGAUAAUUGCUUAAUAUCAUAAAGAUAUUGAUCUUGGCUGGAGCCCAUGGACGUGCGCAUCGACAUGCCGUGGGGCUACGUGGUGGGCAGGUGGUACGGCAACCGGCAGGUACGACCCAUCCUGGCGCUGCACGGCUGGCUGGACAACCUGGGCACGUGGGACAAGCUGCUGCCCCUGCUGCCCAAGCACCUGGGAGUGCUGUGCAUCGACCUGCCCGGCCACGGGUUCUCCUCGAAGCUGCCCGAGGGGAUUGCCUAUCACUUCGUGGACUACCUGUGCGUGAUCCUGCGCGUGAUGGAGGAGUACGGCUGGCAGAAGGUGUCACUGAUGGCCCACUCGAUGAGCGCCAUGCUGUGCUUUAUCUUCGCCUCCCUGUAUCCUCACCGCACCGACCUGCUGGUCAGCAUAGACAUAGUGAAGACCCGCUAUAGGAAGCCCGCCUCGCAGAUCGACUACCUGCGCACCAACAUCGAGGGCUAUAUGGUGGAGGACGAGCGGUUCGCCAAUGCCAAGAGGCAGGAGCCACCGGCCUACACCUACCCGGAGCUGGAGCAGGUCCUGCACAAGGGCUCCGAUUACUCGGUGGAGCUGGAGAACUGCCGCCACAUCCUGGAGCGCAACAUCAGUCGAUCCACCAAGUUCCCGGCCAAGUACUUCUUCUCUCGCGAUGGCCGCUGCAAAUACUACACCGAGUUCCAUACGAGUCCGCCCUUUGCCGCCGAGCUGGCCAGGACCAUCAAGAAUGUGCCGUACUGCGUGAUCAAGGGCUCCGAGUCCAACUUCAUAGAUGAGCAGAGCGACGAGGUCAUUGGCAUACUCAGGGAGAACAACCCGCACUUCGAACUGCACGAGGUGCAGGGCACCCAUCACGUGCACCUCAACAACGCCGCCGGAGUGGCGGCCAUCAUCAAUCCCUUCAUCCUGUGCCACAGGCCGCCGCCUCUGGAGAAAUGGACCGUCGACCAGGCGGACGGGGACGGGGAUCUGCCCGAGGUGGUCAAGGAGUUCAAGCUGGCCGUGGAGGACUCAGAGAAUGUCAAGCGGAGGAAGAGAAAAAGUAACCUCUAGCUGCUGCCAGCAUCUCUGAGUCAGCAGCGCGAUGAGAACUUUCAGAUACUGAUUUCAUUAGCCCAUGUGAUGCUUAAAUAGUUAGACAACUACACGAUUUUAUAGGGGUUUAAACCAGCUGUUGUUUGUAUCAAAUACUUUUUGUUGCUUGAUAAAAUAUUUCUUAUAAAUUAAUUGAGUGAGUUGUAGGAUACCUUCUUUGAAAUGUUUAUAAAUCUCAUUAUAAAGAUAGUGUUUCCACGUUGA